This is a messenger RNA of Halichondria panicea, 868 nucleotides long. RefSeq names its product ERI1 exoribonuclease 3-like. Bases 164 to 784 code for a protein of 206 amino acids. Gene Ontology annotation, biological process: exonucleolytic trimming to generate mature 3'-end of 5.8S rRNA from tricistronic rRNA transcript (SSU-rRNA, 5.8S rRNA, LSU-rRNA). The transcript is spliced from 2 exons. The record is from RefSeq and is a predicted model, not a curated record. Gene Ontology annotation, molecular function: nucleic acid binding; 3'-5'-RNA exonuclease activity. Lineage: Eukaryota; Metazoa; Porifera; Demospongiae; Suberitida; Halichondriidae.
UUAUUGGCAUGGGUGGGGCUAGAGCUCCUUUUAUAUACAGUCUAGAUGGGCGUUGCCCACUUUGUUUUGCUCCUUGUCCAUGGAGCUGAGGGAGUACUUGUGAAUGUUUCUAUCAAGCGCUGAGUGCAGACUGUACAAGCUGACCUAGACACCCAGAUUUGCCAUGGCUACAUUUUCGGAACCACUGAAGGCAAUAGAGGCAAUCGACUACUUUCUAGUAUUGGAUUUUGAAGCAACAUGUGAGAAUAAAGUGAAAAUGAAACCUCAAGAGAUAAUAGAGUUUCCUGUCCUCAAGGUCAAUGCUAAGACAUUGAAAACAGAGAGCAUAUUCCAUACCUAUGUUCAGCCGACUGCUAACCCUGUACUUACCAGGUUUUGCAUUGACCUUACUGGCAUCACUCAGGAAAUGGUAACUGGCCAGCCGAUCUUGAAAGAAGUGCUGGAGGAUUUCCAUAAGUGGAUGAGAGACAAUGGCUUACUAACGCGUGAUGUAAAUUCUUGUUUCGUCACCUGUGGUGAUUGGGAUUUGAAAACCAUGCUACCUAGCCAGUGUAGGCACUUUAAGUUGCCGUUUCCAGAUUACUUUCUCAAGUGGAUCAAUAUCAAGGAUUUGUAUUCUCGUGUAACCAAAGAAAGAGCAACUGGUAUGCCCGGCAUGCUCAGAGGGCUAGGAUUGGAGCUGGAUGGACGUCACCACAGUGGGAUUGAUGACAGCAAAAACAUUGCCAAGAUUCUAGCUAAAUUGAUCGAACUUAAUUUUUCUACCCAGCCUACUGCAGAAUAAUUAUUACUAGAUAGGAAGAUCUACAUGUAAUAAUGUUUUUAAAUUAUUAGACGUCUAGACGUCUAGGCCAUAGUAGUUUUUCAA